GCGAGGCUCCCCUUUCCUCCGGGAGCUGCUCCCGCUCCCUUCCCCGGUGCAGCCCCUUCGCCUCCCCAGCACCGAUUUAGCGCCCGCAGACGGAGCUCUCCUUCUAACAGGUAUUUGGUGCAGGGUCCUGUCUUGCCGGUGCCAGAAUGGCUUUCCUCUAGCCCAAAGUGUUGAAGGUUGUAUGGUGUAGGCAUGGAGAACCCAAACAAGGUCACGAGAGGCAGAAGGAAAGAAAACGUACCACCUCGUUUAAGCAGCAACACCACGCCAGAGCAAAGAAAUGUUCAGAAGAACAUCAACGUUAAUUUGUUCUCGGACUCCUUCAGCUGCGCUGCCGUUUCCCGUCACAGGUCUGGGCCUCCCAUCCCAAGCAGAGCUGCUUCCCAUGGAAAGUCGCGAGUAGCAUCUGUCCAAGGUGCCAAACCAACAGGACGCGUUCUGGUUCAGACCAACCUCUCAUGCCCUCACCAGCCUCUCUGGCACAGCCCCAGUGGGUUCUCCGGUGGCUCUUCCCAGCAGCAAAGCAACCUUGAGAACAAGCUGCGGUGUUGCAGAUGGGAAAACGCGGCCUGUGUCGGUGACCCUCCCUGGCAUUCCGCCGUAGAUCUUGGUCCAAACUGUUCUUGCUUGGAUCCAGUUGGUUUGAAAAGAGGCCCUAAAAAUGACUUCUCAGGCAGGAGUCAGACACCGAGGGAUGGACUCAGGCUCUCCUCCAAUGAUGUCUCCAAAGGGAGGACUGGAAACAAAGACCAGCAUGUGUUAAAACAACCGAGGGGUGGUUUCUCUUUGUUGGAAACGACUCGUGGGACUGCUGGAGAUUGCUUCUGCCCACCUGAGUUGUCUGAGAGGUCCUCUGCCUCCUCGUUUCUCCAUGACCCGCGUUUGUGUCCAGUGAGCCCCAGCAGGAGUUCGAGUUCCUCACCUCCUGGACCUGCCCUCACCUUGGAGCACCUGAGCUCCUCCACCUCCAUUGGGAGCCACCCAACCACGGCGACGUUGCAGGUCCUCUUAUGUUCUUCCCAAGUGUCCGCUGAUCUGCACGGCUCCAUCCAGCAGCUUAAGAAAGAAGCAGCUUCAAUGGGGGCACAUGGUUCGUUCCCCUGGGAGUCCAAGCCUUUUCCGCGACCUCACCCUUCGCAUGUGGAUCCUCGGGUCUCUGGUUCAGGCAGGCUGUGCGCCGCAGAGCAGCUUGCUAGAGAAGACAGUUGUGCCAGGCAAGCCAGCAUGAAAUGGCGCACCUCCUUUGCUAGAGAGUGGGGACUUGGUUCCACCCCAGGUGCUUUGGAAUAUGCAGAACCUCACCCUGCUGGCUACAAGUGCAAAAAUGCAGGACUGUACACACACCCAGUGGAGGCCUCAGACCAACUCCGGCUACCGGCCUUCUGUAACGGAGUUGGUUCAGCCUCCUGGGUAUGUCAAGGAGAAGAAAGUUGCUCUAACCCUUCAUUUUGCUACCACAGAUGUUGCUCCGGAACGCAGCAGGUUCUGGAAAGAAAGGGUACCAGCUGUCCUCUAAAAACCCAUUAUCACCAAAAGACACGUGAUCCAGAAGAACUUUCCUCCAGAUUCUUCCACUGUUCUGAAGUGGAGCACGGGGACACUCCACUGGGUCUUCCUUCCUUUGAUGGUUUGGAGGUACCCUUGGAGACAUUGCAUGUCAGGCCCCCAGUGAACCCAGGGGUGACCAUGUACGGCACCCAAAGCGAAGGGCAUCUGACAUACUGUUCUCCUGAAGUCGGCCAGUUUGGGAAAGGUUCUGAAUAUGUAGACAUGUGUCAACUUCAAGAUGAACCAGGAGGGGCUGACGGGGACCCACCGACCAUGCGUGUCCUAGAUGAAGAUGCUCUGCCUCUGCCUGCUCACAACUCCUUGGAGGAGAUAGCUGGAAAAAGCUUUGGAGAGCAUUCGUCAGCUGCCAUGGAUGGUAAGGGCCCGACCGUCUUUGGAGGAAGUGCCCCUGGUUCCAAGAAUUUCAGCACCAGGGACUGUUGGCCUGAUGCGGAACAGGGGCACGGUGAAGAGCUCCCUGCAGAAAAGAAUGCCGAGAGUUCCACGCUUCCACGCUGUGAGGAGAGCCGUCAUGGGGUGGACGCUGUGCGGAAGGAGGCUCUGGGAAGAAACAAUGAGUCGAUGGCUGGAGGGAAAAACAGGGAUUCUCCAAGGAGCACCCUGCUGCUAGCGAAAUGCUUUGCAGCGUGGCGCAACCGAGUCUUUGGCAGAAGGGCUGCCGCUCAGGCUCUGUACGAACGGCAGUUGCUGCGCAAAGGACUCGGGGCCCUGAAGUGGGCAGUGGAGCUGCGGGAUGUCCAAGUUGGCAUCGCCCAGCGGAGACACAAUUUGACCCUGCUGGCCACCAGCUUCUGCAAAUGGCAGCGUGCCAUGGAGAAGAAGCGGAAGGAGCAAGCUUCAUGCACAGAGAUGGAGACCCAUGGCAGAGAUUUUCCGACAUCCCUGCUAGGAGAGAAAAUCGCCAAGGGCCCCAUAUUUCGCCAGCUGCCCGCAGAGUGCCUGGAAGCAGCCACCCAGUACAGCAAGGCAGAAGGAAACCUGUGGCUGCAGAUUCACCACAACCAGGGAGUAGACAAGCUGUGCAGAACGGCCCAGGCAGUCCGGGACAUGCGGCGUCUGGCUGCAGCAUUCAGAUUAUGGCGCCUACAGAAGGAGCAUCUGGAUAAGGAGCAAUCCCGUGCCCAAGAAGCUUGCGCCCUCCUGGAGAAAAAGAGGUUGAGGAACGUGUUCAGGACGUGGCAGUCCUGUUGCAGGGCGACCAAGAGGAUUUUGCCACUGAUGGCUCAGAUCCAACGAAGGCUGGUCAGCCGGUGCUUCAACACCUGGAAGGGCUUUGCUGAAAGGGAGGCUUGUGCCAGAUGCUGCCGGGACCGCCAGCGGGUCGGAGCCCUGAGGCUGUGCUUCCAGCAGUGGGCCCUGAUGGUGCAGGUCCGGGAACAGGCCAGAAAGACGCUGCGGGAGCUGUUGGCCCUGAGACGGAGGACUGCCUAUGAAAGGUUUGGUUUUGCUGUUAAUGCUCCCAAGACACAACCACAUCUGAACACUGUAAGGGAGUCUCAAAGGAACGGACCCGACACCCUGGAUGGCCUCUUCGUUGCGUUGGUGUUACAGAAAAUGUUUUAUGUUUGGAAAACAAGAUGGCAACAACAGCAACAGGCUGAUGCCGUCCGUCGUGCUCUGGAGCGAAGGCAGCUCAGGAGGGCUCUGGGCCAUUGGCGCUGGAAGGCCCUCUCUCGGACUCCUCUCAGACGCUGCCCCAGGGAUCUUGCUGAGGACCCGUUCCUUGCCUCGCUGGAUUCGGAUGAGUUCUCGCAGUCCUCCGGCUUCCACAGCAACACCCCUGCCCUGCCGGUCUCCAGUGACUCAUUGGACAGGGAGAGCAGUCUGAUGGACAGCAGCCCUGGCAGCUUCUCCUCCUUGGUGACCAUCACAGAUUCCAGGCAGCUUCCGCACCUCGUCUCAUCUCCGACCCCUUCCCUUGGCUGGGAAGACCUCGGGCAGGAAGCUGUGGAGCCUUGCAUUCAAAAUCAAAACAUCGGGAAAGAAGACUUCGUGAGAGGUCCCUUCCAGUCCUGGGGGGUUCUUGGCCCCGACUGCGAAGUUCACUCCAUCACCGUGUCCUCCUCAUGGGAAUCAGAAAGAUCUGGAGGGGAUGAAAAGGACCUUUUUGAGAAUCAGAGGCAGCUCCUGGAAAGAUGCUUUGCGUGCUGGUCAUCUCAGACUCUGCAGAACUUGAAAGGCAAAGAGUUUCGCAGGCGCACCCUCCUCUCUUGGGCUUUUAUUUCCUGGACUGUUGCCACAGCGCGUAGUUCUGUGCAGCGUAAGGCCCAGGUCUGGUUGGAGAGCACCCGGCAGCAACAUCUUUUGGCCUCCUGCUUUGGGAAGUGGAAGGACGAGGUCUUGAGAACCAAACAGCAAAAGGAAGAGAAAAACCUGCCAAGGAGCCCUGCUGGGUGCAAAACCACGUGGCGCUGGAGGAAAGCGGUCAGGGGUUGCCAGGCCCUGCGGCUGAAUGCGGGGACCACAGUGCAGCAGAGCGGCAGUUACUGGACAAAAGCAGCUGCCAUGUCCCUGUGCCUGCGACAGCGGAGCAGCCUCGUCGGAGCCUCCAAAUUCAUGAAGAUUUCCCUCUCCUGGCCAAGCCAGCGGAGAAGGAGCAGAGAGGAGGGACUCCCUUCCAGUUUAGCUGUCUGCGCCAGGCUGAACGGCAGCUCUUUCCACGUCUGGCUGAUGCUCUACAGAUGGCAAAACAGGACGGCGGGGCCUUCUCAACAGGGGCCCCUGGAGAGUCCAGGCAGAACAGAAGGGAGAAGGAAACCUGUCCAGAUCCAGGACAGCAGCGCUGAAACGGAUUCAACGAGGUGGCUUUGGAGGAAAUACCUAAGACUCUGGAGGCGCAACGUUCUCCUGCGUCGUUUCCAGGAUGCUCGGAGGAUGCGCCUCCUGGUGAGGGCGUGGCUACUCUGGAAGGAUGCCUGCAGGACCGAGUGGGUGAUACAAGCUUUGGCAUGGCAGAGGCUGGCCCAGUGGGGCUGGAAGGCGUGGAGACGGCGUUGCCUGCAGGCGUGGGUGGCUGAGCAUUUCCUGGAGGCCCAGAACAGGAGCCUACUCAAUAGGGCUUUUGGAAGGUGGCGGCACCUGGCAGCAAAAGCCAACGACCAGCCCCAAGGGAGCUUUGAAAUCUCCAAGCCUGUUUCACACAACAAGGUGGCAGAUUUAACCAGGGCAUGAAACUAGAUGCCCAAGGACAUGGAUACAGCCAGGCGAUUUCUCUCCAAUAACAUGC
This is a messenger RNA of Eublepharis macularius, 4795 nucleotides long. It is a transcript of the gene C17H1orf167, whose product is annotated as chromosome 17 C1orf167 homolog. The transcript is spliced from 20 exons. The record is from RefSeq and is a predicted model, not a curated record. NCBI's taxonomy places the organism in Eukaryota, Metazoa, Chordata, Lepidosauria, Squamata, Eublepharidae. The coding region runs from base 193 to 4740 and encodes 1515 amino acids.